AUGUUCGAGGAGGAGAACGAGCAGGAUCAGGAGGUCACCGCGGCCACAAUGCGACGAUUGGCUUUUGAGAAGAUUGACGAUGAUUAUUAUUUGGGAGCUGGCGGUCCUGAAGACGUCGUCGAGUCUGACGAUGAAGCGAGCUCCGACGAUGAGGUCAAAUCGCAUUUGCGGAAACUCGCCGGCGUCGAGACGACGAAAAUGACGAAGGACGCGUUUGGGAGGCGACGGCGAAGAUCGGAGUUUGAGGACGAGAUGGAUGAGGAGCUUGAUCGAUCGAUUAGCGAGUACGCUUGCGAGCAUAUGGGCGCCGCGUCGGCUGCCGUCCGAAUCGAGGACGUCACCGAUGAGGAGGAGGAGGCGAAGCAGCGCGCCCAUCGAAACGCUUCGGAGAUUGAGCAGCAAAUGGUUUCGCUCGAGCUGUUGCCGUAUGACGUCGAGUUGACCGACAGCGAAGUUGAUCCGGAAAUGCCGGCGGCGGUGUUGAAGGACGACAAUGGGGUGCCGCUGAAAUUGGUGUACAGUUGUAGACGCGGCGAGAAGUUUGACAUUGUGGAGCGCAAGAAGCGGCAAAAGGAGCGGAGGAUGCGAGUUGCGGCGUCGAGGCAGCCGGAGAAGCAGCGGAGAGAGGAGAUGAUGAGGAAUGUCGCGGAAGGGUAUAAGGAAGCCGUUGGGAGUGCUCCGCAGAAGAAGAGGUUUGCCGAUGGAGGCGCUUCGUCGCAGCCGUUGGCUUCGAUCUUGAAGAAGAGCAAGAAGAAGGAGGAGGAGCCGAUGGAAGAGGAGUCGAAGGAGAAGGAGGACGAGGAUGAGGCGAAUCCGAUCAAGAAGGCGAUCCGCGAGAGGGAGAAGGAGAUUGAGAAGAAUGACGAGCUGUUCUAUGAUGAUGAAGAGGAUGAGGAGAAUGAGAAAUGGGUGAAGGAUCGGCGACGCGAGGAUCGCGGGGAUGAUCUUCCCGGUGACAAUGAGAUUGAUGGGGUUCUAUCGUGCCCGGGUUGCAUGAUCGAGCUGACGAGGGAUUGUCAACGGCAUGAGAUCUACAAGACGCAGUAUCGAGCCAUGUUUGUUUCGAAUUGCCGACUUGACGAUGAGAAGAUGACGGUUGAGAAGACGGGCAAGGCGAGGAGAAAGGAGAAGCAGAGACAGGUGAGAGCAGGUGUUCCGACGUCGCUCAACGAUGAUGACUUGUUCACGCCGGUGAAGUGCGCCUUGUGCGGCACAUUGGUCGCAAUGAUGGACUCGGACGAGGUCUAUCAUUUCUUCAAUGUGUUGUCUGGAUACUCGUAG
Caenorhabditis bovis is the source of this 1281-nucleotide messenger RNA. Lineage: Eukaryota; Metazoa; Nematoda; Chromadorea; Rhabditida; Rhabditidae. The record is from the annotation of a GenBank genome assembly.